AUGGAGUUCGCUCUCGUAGACGGCAAGAACUUCCAUCCGGAUUGUUCUACACUCGUCCUGGUACGAACCACCCAUCCCCCCCUUUCCCCCCAUGCCACCCCCAAACUCCCGCGAGCAGAGUCUGCAAUUUCUAGGGUAUUAACGCUCGGUACCGACGGACUAUCCCUCUCAUUCACGUUGGGUGUUGCCUUUUGCAGCCGGCACUGUCGAUUGGUAACGUUGGCCAACUGUCGGUGGAUCUCCUGGUGUCCUCCACUGCUGCCGAGCGCGUAGCCUAUCUGGACGAGCCUUCUGUUCUCCCUUGCGUUGGCAACAACGCCUACAGGCUGGUGCCCGAGGGUGACCUCGCCCUUCCCCUUGAAGGUGCGUCUCUGCCCUUCCUCUCCGACGCGCCAUUCAAAAGAUGUCGUUCGACUAUUUCUGUACAUUUUUUUCUGCCCUGUUUUCCUGACGGAUUGCUCUCAUCUCUGAAUGGUGCAGAGAGCAACUGUAACUAGAAGCUUUUUAUGCUUCGUGGGACUGAAAUUAACAUCACACAACCUGGAUUUUCUGCUGAAAUUGAAAUAGGAACUGAUUUCUUGUAAACUAGGCUACUUUUGAUAUUUCCCAUUCUUCCUCGAUCAUGAUAUCUUAUAAUUACUGAAAGCAUAAAAAGCGCGGUAAAAAGUCUAUCUAUUAUAUUUUUUUAUCAGCUCGUCAAUAUGGUCAUUGUGAUCUUCGUUAAUAUCUGGAUCAUCCUGUAUGAUGUCUACCAAAUAUUUGGCGCCAUCUUCGUCUUCACCGUGUGGAACAUUAUAUUUUCUUUCUCAAUGAGCAUCUAGGAACAUUGCCAUAUGCUGUUGACUCCCUCUUAACUCUCAUUUCCUCUAGCUACCUAUCAUCAUCUUCCAGAAUUGGAUAUUCCAUUUUGAACGAUCGAAUUCAGUAAUGCUUGUGAUAUGUAUGCUCUGGUAUUUGUAUGUAGUUUCAUAUAGCUAGAUUUCUAUUUACAUAGUGCUUUUGCAUAUAUGGUAAGAAAUAAUUGUUUCACAUAGAAGUUCAUUCUUUACUCGGUUUGGCACAUUGCAGCAUAUGACUCUCCUUCCAAUGGACUAACUUUUAUCCAGCAAAGAUCUCCAGUUGUCAAGGUAAUUUUAAUGAAUCUUUUCAGCAAAUUUUAGUCUUGGAUCCUGCACUACAUUUCACCCCUUGUGAUACUAGGGGAUUACUCAACAUGUGACGGAGCUCAAUGAAACCUGUCUAGAGAGAGAGAGAGAGAGAGAGAGAGAGAGAGAGAGAGAGAGAGAGAGAGAGGGAGAGAGGUUAAAAUUUUCUCCAUAAGUCUGUAUCGUGCUAGAAUUUGAUCAGGGAGGUAAAUUGCUUGAACUUUAUAGGGGAUGGAAGAAUUUUUCUUAAGGACUAUUUUCUUUCUAAAACCACAAUAUAGAUAUAUUCUGUCGAUAAUUAGAUGGUAAAUAUUACAUGCAUUGUGCAUGUGCUGCAUCUUCAAGAAGUUAUAUAUAUACUGGGGGAAGUAUAUGUUCAUUGAAAAAGAACACAAACUCAUGACGAAGAACCAAGUUGAAGUGGAAUUGGUUAUUAUUUGACUGAAGGUUGUGACUAGGCCAAGUAUAAAUUAUAAUGAUUUUUAAUCAUUUAAUUAUUAUGGUUAUUAUUAAAAGAGAAUAAUUCUUUCUUUGGUGAAUUAUGUUGACCCAGUAACUAGAUUGAGAGGAAUCAAUAGGCAGCAUCUGGAGGAUAUUAAUGGAGCACUGCAACCAGGAGAAAUGAAAAGAUAUUGUCAAUGAUUGACGGAUUGAGGAUCAUAAAAAAUAGGAGUUUUGAACAACAGGAUCUCUGGAUUAAUAAGCGGCAAGCAUGAUCGUGGACCAAGAAAUAAUGCCAGUAAUAAGAUCUUCGAUUCCUCUUAUGCCAUAUAUUUGUGUCAGAACGAAUACUUUUUUGAAGAAUGAAGCGAAGUAUUUUCUAUUUGAGGAGCAUGAAAAAUGAGAAAAAUUUCACUUCUUGAAUGAUAAAACUUUGUGAGUGGGGUUUGAGAAAAUUGGUCACAUCUUUAAGCACUUCACGAUCAGCUACCUAGUCAACGAAGUUGAGUAUCAGUCAUCCUUCUACACAUUCUUGAGCCAUCUGCAUUGUGAUCUUUCUCUUCUUGUUGGGAAGAUAACUACUGAAUCAUCCUGCUAAUUCUGCUAUCCCUUUCUCAGGGAUUGAUGCUUGACUUUGCCAAGAAUGUUGCCGAUUUUGCCGCUUCUAUCGGAAAGAAGCACAUUUUAAUCCUCUCGAGUUUAGACUCUGGAAUCAGGAAAAGAAUUCAUGCUUCAAGGUACAUGGAAUUUGAGAUAUUCGCAAAUACAUACAAUUUUUUGUGUACAUGUAUUAUAUGAUCAUAUCACUCCAAUGCCAUUGCGAUUAACGGGCACUUAUCUUCUACAAAAUUUACCCACCUGCUCCCAUUUCUUACAUUUUUUCUUGACGGUUCAAUCCCAUCAUUCCAGUGAUGUACAGAUCUACUAUAUUUCAAGCACCUCUAGCGAAGGAAACGAUGAGGAAUGCGAGAGAUUAGGAUGGAAAAGGCUGGAAGAGUAUAGCCCUUCUCAAAGGCGAUGGAUGUACCUCCACUCGCUUGCAGAGGGUAAUCCAUCGCCAGAGCUGGCCUCCUUUGAAGAUGAUCUAGAAGACGAUGACUACUGCCCGGGUUUGCCAUUUGCAGCAUUAUUCUGCUUCUGCAAGGUGCAGUUGAAGUGAAGACUGAACAAGAAGGUUGGUUCUUGAUCUUCUGCCUGCUUGAGGUUUACGUUCUUCCCUGUUUCUUCCCUUUCUUCCUGAAUCAGGCAAAGGGCUUGAAGGUCACUUGUGCGCUAUGCUACUGCUCAGAAGGAGACAAUGUGUCAGAUUCUCUUCAGUUAGCCGGAGCUGCCUGCAGCCUUCUCGGGCUAAGCCUAGAGAAGCUUCCCGGUCAGCCCUCAACAUAUUUAUAUUUAAAAAUAAAUAAAUUGAACCAUGUUGCUUCUCUAGCUGGGAUUACUAUCGCACAAACAGUUUAUUUACAUGGGUUUUUAUAAAAAUGGUUCCUUCCCUUUGUUUGCUACGAUUAUUAGAUAAAUUCCUGUAAUCGUUCGUUGACCCAUGGUCUGACUGAUAAACUCAUACGGAGAGCUUCCACUCCUUUGCAGGCACGGAGGGUGGCGGCUGGAUAAUCCCAUGUUCAUGGCAGAAUAUGUACGGUCCUCCUCCGGAUCUGUCCAUCUUCUAG
Spirodela intermedia is the source of this 3253-nucleotide messenger RNA. The record is from the annotation of a GenBank genome assembly. Lineage: Eukaryota; Viridiplantae; Streptophyta; Magnoliopsida; Alismatales; Araceae.